Messenger RNA from Armigeres subalbatus, 1673 nucleotides. Its product is annotated as zinc finger protein OZF-like. The transcript has 5 exons. Gene Ontology annotation, molecular function: DNA-binding transcription factor activity, RNA polymerase II-specific; RNA polymerase II transcription regulatory region sequence-specific DNA binding. Gene Ontology annotation, biological process: regulation of transcription by RNA polymerase II. Bases 93 to 1595 code for a protein of 500 amino acids. Gene Ontology annotation, cellular component: nucleus. The record is from RefSeq and is a predicted model, not a curated record. Lineage: Eukaryota; Metazoa; Arthropoda; Insecta; Diptera; Culicidae.
UAUUUUGUUGUGUGCUAGAGUUGUAGAGGUUGAAAAAAGCUGUUUCGGCUUCCUACCUAACUAAAAAGUAAAAAUAUUUCGCAUUUAUUACAAUGGAAAAGUGUUUCAUCUGUGCUGAAGAAACAUCCCAGCUGUUUCGCAACUUGAUGCAGCUAACAACAAAAUAUUCCGGUACGUUAAUCUACAAGCUGGUGGAGCGCUUUCUCGAGGGCGAUUUGUCCGAUAACGCGGCCAGUCUAAUAGCAUCGGCCAUCUGCCAGGAGUGCAUGGUCAAAUUGAAUGAUUACGAUGCGGCCCACACGAAGGCGAUUAUUAUUCAAAAAGAGUUUGCCGAUCUGCUACGAAAGAACAUCAAAGUUGUGGGCAAUAAAAUACAGCUGGAGGAUCAGAUGUAUUUCAAGGUGGAGACUGAUGGUUCCUACUUGGAUGAGUUGGUGGUACUGGAUCAGAUAGGUGAGGAAGAAGCGCCACCUCCGCCAGGAGACGCGAAACCUCCCAUUGUAGAUAUUUCGGACAGUUCCUUGGUGUCGAUGAAGUGCAAUACCUGUGGUGUCGGAUUUUCAUCGCUGUACGAAAUGCAACAGCAUACGCACCGAUCAGUGGAAGAAACGACGGUUAGACAAUCGGUGGAGGAAAAUAACGUGUUUUGCGUUGAAGUUUUGGAUAUCGAAGGGGAUGAAUUUUCAGACAACGAACUGGAGUAUAUCAAUGAAGAACGUUUGGAGGAAGAGGAUAAGGAGAAGGCCAAUAGUGACGUAGAUAGUCAUGCGCAAGAAAAAGCAGAGCCAUUGGAUCAACGAUUAGAUGCGGAUGAGGAAAUUCAUUUCGAGCAAUUCGAUUUUUUGUCCGAAGCAGAUGAACCGGAGGAAGAAGGAGUACAGAACGUUGAAGAAAAGCCGAGUUGUCAAGAAUGUGCGUUAGAAUUCAGUUCCAUGCUCAAACUUAAGAACCACGUGAAAAAGAUCCAUCCCGAAAUCGAUAACGACACCUCAUAUAGAUGCAAUAUUUGUGGCUUGAAGGUAACAACACGAUCUGCCCUUGUGGUGCACAAGGCGGAACAUAGUAAGUCGUCCAACUUUGAUUGUACGUUUUGCGGGAAGAAAUUUCGUCAGAAGGGCGCACUGGCACGGCAUGUGCCCAUUCAUACAGGGGAGCGGCCUCAUCAGUGCGAUACCUGCGGGAAGCAGUUCAUCCAUUAUUCAUCAUUCCACAUGCACAAGCUUUCCCAUGGGGACAUACGAGAAAAAAAGUGCGAAAUUUGCGGAUAUCAGUUGCGUUCUAGCUCCCAUCUUAAGCGACAUAUGAGGGUACAUUCCGGAGAAAAGCCUUUCGAAUGUCCAACAUGUGGACAGAAAUUCGCUCAGAGGUACAACAUGAUGACGCAUCUGAAGGCCCACCAAGGUAUUUAUCGGGAGUAUUCAAAAAUGUACAAAUGUCCGUUUUGCAUAAACACAUUUACACGGAAGCUAAAACUACAAGAGCAUCUCACCCGGGAGCAUAAUACUGUAUUAGAUUCGAGCUUACUCAAACCGGUAGAUCGACCAAAGAAACAAGUGAAUAACAUCGUAGAAGUAAUUGCUCACCGGUCCAGCUAGUUUUAAGUACAAAGGUUUACCAUGUUAUGUAUGUAUGCAUCUCGUUGUAAUUAAAGUAUUGAAAUGAGUCAUUUGAAA